AUGUGGAAACUGGCACUGGCUGGGGUACUCCUGGCAGCCACAAAGGCCUGUAUCUUCUGCCGUCUCCCGGACAGAGACUUGUCAGGCCGACUGGCUCGGCUCCUCAGCCAGAUGGAGCCCCAGUGGAAGGAGUGGGCCUCCCCAGACUUCUCAGCUUUUGCCCUGGAUGAGGUAACCAUGAACAAGGUCACAGAGAAGACUCACAGGGUCCUGAGGGUCAUCGAGAUCAAAAGGUCUCUUUCUCUCCUCCCGCCUUACUGGCAAUGGCUGCAGAAGACUCAAAUCCCUCAAUACAUCUGGGAAGCCCUCUGUGCUCCGGUCUGCCGGGGCAGCACAAUCCUGUACAACUGCUCCACCUGCAAGGCUGCCGAGGUGCCCUGCUGGCCCCGCCAUCGCUGCUACCCAGGAAGUCAUGAUCUUUGGGAAGCCAGGAUCCUGCUCCUGUCCAUCUCUGGAGCUGCCUUGUUGAUUGGUAUUGUCAUCCUGCAGGUGGAGUAA
Messenger RNA from Ochotona curzoniae (black-lipped pika), 498 nucleotides. It is a transcript of the gene TMEM95, whose product is annotated as transmembrane protein 95. The coding region runs from base 1 to 498 and encodes 165 amino acids. Lineage: Eukaryota; Metazoa; Chordata; Mammalia; Lagomorpha; Ochotonidae. The transcript has 6 exons. The record is from RefSeq and is a predicted model, not a curated record. Gene Ontology annotation, biological process: fusion of sperm to egg plasma membrane involved in single fertilization. Gene Ontology annotation, cellular component: sperm plasma membrane; acrosomal membrane.